CAGUUUGUAUCGUUUGUAUUAAAAAAAAAGCAUAAGUACUAAAUUUAGUAUUCUAAAUCAAACAAUAAAUAAUUAAAUUAUUAAAAGUAAAAAUUUCGUUAUCAACGCAAAUAAAUUUCGGAGUGAUUAAUUUUUUUUGUAAAAACAAUUAAAAUUAAUAAAUUGAUGUUCAAAUUUUGUUGGUUAAGUCGUUGGUUAGUUUCUGUCAGAAUGUAAAAAUUUUCAAUUUGUGAAUUUUAUGAAUUAUUAUAGUCAACUUUUUUAUUUUAAUUUUACACAUCCAUGGAGGUAAUCAACAACAUCUUGAAUGGAUAGUAAACGAGAAAUAAAUUUUCUGUUUUUAUAUUAUGAAAAAUUGGCCAUUACUAUUAGUCAACAUGCUGUAUCAGUUAUUAAAAAAUCUAUUUGAGUGGGCCGACAUAAGACCUCGUAAGCGACGCGCUGAAUGCGAGUUGAAUAAUUUCGAGUACGAAGAGGAAAAUAAUUAUCCAAUACCAGCGAAGAGACACUGCUGCAAUCACACGAUGAAGAACGGACGUGAAGUCAUUGAAGUUGAGGAUGAUGAUGAUUUUAUUGAAAUAUUAGAAGAAUUGAACUGUAAAAAAUCACAAAAAAAUCAUCGGAAAGUGCCAGUGAAUAUCAGCCGGCACUCGUAUCUUCAACAGAAAAAUUCAUCAUCAUCAAAGAAUCAUUUAUCCAAUAAUUCCAAGCCAUUUUUAGCAACGAAAUUUAUCAAGAGACGUUCACUACAAAAUGGGAAAUCGAAAAAUUUAUCAAUAAAUGAGUCUUACAGACUCAAAGACAAAGAAAAAUAUGGGCAGUUACUUCAAGAUUUUAUUCCUCAAAGAUUACAAAUAUUUAAACCAAAAGAAAGUCGUAAUCAGCAGCCACAAAAUAUUGAAGUUAUUGAUGUGGAAAAUGAACAAUCGUCAUCUAAAAUACCUGAUGUAUUUUCAACUCCUAAAUUAACUACUCCAUUGUCGCAGAGUCGAAGAUUAUCGACACCUGGGUCCAGUAGAUACUCAACACCCAAUACCUCAUACUGGUGUACUCCAAAACCAUGGGAUAAAUCAAGUGCACCACGGUCAAAAAAAUCAAUUGAAGAAAUAAAAAUAGAUAGCGAUGACAGUUCUGCUGAGUCAUCAAUCAACAGUUCAAUUAAACGUAAAAACAAUAUAUUAGCUGCGCCUAAAAUAAUUUUAACACAACCAAGUCCUAGAGAAUUAGUAGUAACGAAUACUUUACGCGAUAAAUUAUCAGCUAACGUAUUAAUGAAAAAAGAUUAUGUAUCACGUAUCAAUAAUAAUUACAAUGAACGUACUGUUCAACGUUGCAAGGAAGCAGAAGAAUUAAAACGCGUUACUAGUUUGCUGUCAAAACAAAAUCGUCUGUCACGUGAGAUAGGACUUGAGCAACAACUAGCCCAGUCAAUGAAAUUGCAUGAAGAAAUACUGGUUGAAGAUGAUUAUGAAGAAGAGCCAUCGCUGCCAGAACUUACUCCUGAAAUGCUGGAUAAAAUCACCAGAGCAUUGAAUCCCAAUCCACCGAAUCAAGUACUCGUUGAAAGCUUCGGUUUGAGAAUAACACGAAAAGACAUUCAUACAUUGGCUGGUCUCAAUUGGCUGAAUGAUGAAGUCAUCAACUUCUAUAUGAAUUUAUUAAUAGCACGUGGUGGUACUGAAAAAUUUCCUCCUGUUCAUGCGAUGAACACUUUCUUCUACCCGAAAUUAUUAUCAGGUGGUCAUGCAUCGCUGAAACGUUGGACUAGAAAAAUAGACAUUUUUGCUAAGGACAUUGUCGUGGUGCCAAUCCACCUUGGGGUCCAUUGGUGUAUGUCAAUAAUCGAUUUUCGUGAUAAGUCUAUACGUUACUACGACAGUAUGGGAGGGGAAAAUAAAAAAUGUUUGUAUGCAUUGAAGCGGUAUAUUGAGGAUGAAAGUUUGGAUAAAAAGAAAGUAAAUUAUGAUACCAGUGAUUGGACAUUGGAGAGUAUGAAAGAUAUUCCACAACAAAUGAACGGAAGUGAUUGCGGUGUUUUUUCGUGUACGUUCGCUGAAUUUAUUUGUGCUAAUCGUAAUUUAACAUUUUCACAAGAAAAUAUGCCGUAUUUUAGAAACAAAAUGGUUUAUGAAAUACUUACCGUUAAACUUUUGUAAAAGUAUAAGAAAAAAAUUUUUUUAUUAAUUUUGUGGUGAAAAAAAAAAAUCCUGAAAUUUGCAGAUCAUUUUAUUAACAAUUUUUCAACUGAUUAAUUGCAAAAAAAAAAUCUAAAAAUAUGCACAUGUAGAAAAUUUGAAAAAU
Messenger RNA from Microplitis mediator, 2301 nucleotides. RefSeq names its product sentrin-specific protease 1-like. Gene Ontology annotation, cellular component: nucleus. The transcript is spliced from 3 exons. The record is from RefSeq and is a predicted model, not a curated record. Bases 348 to 2156 code for a protein of 602 amino acids. Gene Ontology annotation, biological process: protein desumoylation. Lineage: Eukaryota; Metazoa; Arthropoda; Insecta; Hymenoptera; Braconidae. Gene Ontology annotation, molecular function: deSUMOylase activity.